AUGGCAGUAAAACCAGAUAUUCUCGUCUCAGUUGACUUGGGAACCACCUUCACAGGGGUUGCUUGGAUGACUCCACGGACACCUCCUCAGGUAAUCAGCAACUGGCCUGGCGACGGUGGACAAAAUGAGCGCAAAGUGCCAACAAUGCUCAUAUACAACCCUGACGGAAUCACAGUCUCGUCAUGGGGAUUUCUCUGCGCAGAGGAUGAUGGCGUGCCGGGCAAGGUCCGUCGCGAGUGCUUCAAGAUCUUCCUCGACGACGCGACGUUGACCGCUGUGCGGCAGCAGGGGUUAGUGAAUGCCCCAAGGAGCACAAUCGAAGCUCAACGCUUUGUUACCGACUAUCUUGGCAAGAUAUACAUGCAUGUGAAAGAGACAGUGGAAUCAGAAAUGGGACGGCGACCAUGGAAAGACGAGACAGUCACUUUUCUCUUCAGUGUGCCAACGACGUGGGAAAGCCUAGAUAUCAUCAACGUUUUCAAAGGCUGCAUACGGAACGCCGGGUUUGAAUCCGGUGGUUAUAAUCAUUCUGCACUAAUCGACCUGACGGAAGCCGAGGCUGCUGCGGUUGCAACGCUCAAGACCACCCCGAUUCACUUUAACAAUGGCAGCCUAUUUCUGACCGUGGACGCAGGUGGCGGCACAACAGAUCUAGCCCUGAUGAGAAUCACGUCAAUGGGUGACGAGUUCCCUCAAAUGUCGCAGGUUACUGCGGUCAAUGGUUUAGGAGUAGGAGGUUCUCUAAUCGACUUGUCAUUUAAGGCAUUGGUGCAGCAGCGACUAGCAGCAUAUCCCGAUACCCAGAUGCAGCUCCCAAGCGACCUUGCCGUUCGAAUGUCGAAAAGUCCCUAUUUUCUAAACCUCAAGCAUAAAUUUGGCCAGAGGGUAUGGAUGCAAUCCCCCGUAAUUAGGGUCCAGAUGGAGGGUGUAUCGCAUGACUUUAGCCAUGCCGGCAUGGGCGUAGAUAAGGGGUCCAUGAUAUUUGCAAGGCGAGCUGGAUUAAUAGAGGAGAUCCAGUUACUAUUCGAUAUCCAAGUCCAACGAAUUAUUACGCGCAUCGACGAGCAGCUAGACUGGGUGACGCAGAAUGCUCCAGAGGAACAAGUGAAGUACAUCAUCCUAUCCGGGGGAUUAGCUAGCUCUGUCUAUGUGAGGGAAGCAAUACAGCGGAGGUUCACAAGACUCCCGCAUCCCAACGCUACCGAAGUCGCCGUCGUGCCGUGUAGGGAGCCGCAGCUUGCUGUCGCUCGCGGACUUCUCCUUGACCAUCAGCAGAGGUGGGAGACUGGCACUAUACCAGUGCUAACGUUACGCAUCGCUCGAGCGAGCUACGGCGUCGUCGUGCAGCAGGUAUACUCGCCAGCUAGUCAUUUCGGUGAAGAUAUCAGAGAUGAUCCAUAUGAGCGGAACAAGAAGUGGGCAAUAAAUCAGAUCCAAUGGCUUAUCAAAAAGGGCGAUAUCGUCGAUCCAAACACGCAGCUGGUGAAGGAAUUUCAGAUUCGACUCCCCGAGGGAGAUACAACGAGGUCGUGGAAUGCCGAGAUUGUCACAUCUCAGAACGAGGUCUCGUUCCUCCCGCGUAGUUUAAAGCAAGCCGGGGCAGUAAAGGUAUGCGAAGUGAAGAGCAACCUCGACGGGGUACAGCAGACGCAGUUAGUGAGAAAGCAUAAAAGAGGUACGUGCUUAUCACGGGGCUAUACAUUUUAUCUCUGCCAGUUUGAAAUUCGGGUUAUUAUAGCGCCGGCAGACUUACGGUUUGAGCUAUGGUUUGGAGGGUGGCGGUUUGCUGGAAACCAUGAGCCGAUUAAGGUUACAUGGGGCCCUGGUUAG
This is a messenger RNA of Fusarium redolens, 1830 nucleotides long. RefSeq lists its product as uncharacterized. The transcript has 6 exons. The record is from RefSeq and is a predicted model, not a curated record. Lineage: Eukaryota; Fungi; Ascomycota; Sordariomycetes; Hypocreales; Nectriaceae. The coding region runs from base 1 to 1830 and encodes 609 amino acids.